CGGAAGUGGGAUGUAUACAGACACAGAAUUUAUAUAUUUUAUACCUAUCCAUACUCCCAAGCCCAAUUUCAAUCAACCAACACAAAUUUAUAUCGAUUAUGUCAAACCAAGCGCCCUCUUUUCAAACACCCUCUUUCUUCUCUCUUUCCGGUCAAACCGCCCUCGUCACCGGCGGAACACGAGGAAUAGGACAAGCUGCUGCAGUAGCACUAGCGGAGAGCGGGGCAGAUAUAAUUCUGAUACAAGUACGUCCAUUCUUCCCAUAUCCAGAAGUAUGUUUUCUAACGUCGGAAUUUCCAGCGCGAUCGCUCUCAAGAUACGACACUGAAACUCAUCGAAGCUACGGGAAGAAAAGCAAUAAUCUACACCGCAGACCUAGCCUCCCAAUCUGAAGUCGCAGCCCUCACUCCACAGAUAUUGAAGGAUGGUCAUAAGAUAAAUAUUUUGGUCAAUUGCGCGGGGAUUCAGAGGAGACAUCCUAGCCACCAAUUUCCGGAUAGUGACUGGAAUGAGGUAUUAUUUCCUCUGCUAACACCAGUAUGGUAAACCUGCGUGUUAUAUAUGCUAAUGGAAAGGCAUAGGUCAUUCAAGUUAAUCUUUCAACCGUCUUUACACUGUGCAGGGAUGUAGGAGCACAUAUGUUGACUCUUGAGCCAUCAUCUAUCACAAAUAGAAGGGGGAGCAUUAUAAACUUCGCCAGUCUGCUAUCAUUCCAAGGCGGACUCACGGUGCCGGCAUAUGCUGCUUCCAAGGGAGCAGUUGCUCAACUGACGAAGUCAUUGGCGAAUGAGUGGAGCUCAAAGGGCAUUACUGUUAAUGCUAUUGCACCGGGAUACAUUGCUACGGAGAUGAAUACUGCGUUGCUGGCUGACAAGGAGAGGCUAAGAAGUAUUAGUGAGAGAAUACCAGCGGGUAGAUGGGGAGUUCCCGAAGAUUUCAAAGGAAGUGUUGUGUUUUUAGCCAGUAAAGCUAGUUCAUAUGUUUCGGGCCAUGUUAUGGUGGUAGACGGGGGUUGGAUGGGAAGGUAAUUGGUUGGAAGGUAGCUCUGUAUUAUCUGGUAGG
Molecule: messenger RNA, 1062 nt
Organism: Hymenoscyphus albidus
Lineage: Eukaryota; Fungi; Ascomycota; Leotiomycetes; Helotiales; Helotiaceae
Source: the annotation of a GenBank genome assembly